Paramecium octaurelia is the source of this 1077-nucleotide messenger RNA. Lineage: Eukaryota; Ciliophora; Oligohymenophorea; Peniculida; Parameciidae. The record is from the annotation of a GenBank genome assembly.
AUGGAUAUUUUGUGUCCUAAUUAAGGGCAUAAAAAUUAGAUUGAAUUUGUUUGUAUGAGGGAUUCUUGCCAAGAAUAUCGCUUUUCUUGCUUUGAAUGUUUGCAAGCUGGAAAUCAUAAGAGCCAUAUAGAAGAUGUUCAAAAAUUUUCUUCGUUUUUGAAUUUAAUAAAGUAGUAAUCAUCCGAUUACGAUAAUCUUAUGAGUAAGCUUGAGAAUUGGAUUAAUCAUAUGAAUAAUUAAUGUGGGGAACUGAAAAAAGGGUUAGAAAUGAGAUACAAAGAAAUAACAGAAUUAGCUAAGAAUUUUAGUAUAAAUCACUUUAAUGAACUUUCUUCUUGUUUUUUCUCAUUUCAAAGGAGUAAAGAGAAACUGUAUUCAAUGAUUGCAGAGAGUGUAGGAAGUCUUUCUGAAACUAUUACAAAUGGUCGAAAAAUUUUAUGUUUAGAACCAUAAAUUCAAUAAUAAGUAUUUAAUAAAGAAUUGAAGCCAUUUAAAUAUGAAUUAAUCAAUAAAAUAAAAGAUGAAUACAUAUUUGCUUUUGCGUUUAAUAAAGAAGCUACUCUCUUAGUGGCUGGCUACGAAUCAAGCAAAAUAAGAGUAUUUGAGUUUGAGCAAGGAUAAUUACGAUAAUUAUAGGAAUUGAGCAAUCAUAGUAAAAGAGUUCGAUGUGUAUACUUUUUGUAAAAAUCGCCUUCAUUUAUCUCUGGUAGCUAUGAUCGUUCGAUUAUUGUAUGGGAGGCCUCAGAAAAUAGAUAGUUCUAUUGUAAGUAACAACUUGAAGGUCAUACUGACGAUAUUAAUUGUUUGAUAAUUAAUAAUAAUGAGGAUUUGAUAAUAUCAGGUAGUGAUGACAAANCCUGCGGUAAUAGAUUUUGUCGAUAGCGGAUACCUUUGAAUGAGACUAUGAUAUUUUAAGAGAAAUUGCAUAAUAUAUUUAAAUUAGAUAUUUUUGAAAUAACUAAAUAAUAGAACUUGACUUUUACACGACAAAAGUAAAGAAAAUAAAUUUGGAAUUCUCUAAAUAAGUCUUUACCUCAGAAUAAUAAAAUGUAUAACAAUUAUGCUGUUAGAUUUUGA